CCCGCCAUGACAGGCACCGCCAAGGUCGCAGUGGUUUUUGCCAUUGUUCUUGUUUUUCUGCAGGCGACGUGCUCCGUUUCUGGGCGGCCCACUGUUAGGGAAGGCAAGUUUGAACUUCGACAGAACGUCCCGGCGACGAUGACGGUGAACGGCUUCCAGCAAGGAGAGACGGGCGGCGGGCCAGCGUCGUGCGACGGUCAGUUCCACAGCGAUGAUGAGUUCAUAGUGUCGCUGUCGUCAGAGUGGUAUGCCGGCGGGGCCAGGUGCGGCAAGUUGAUCCGCAUCGCCGACGACGCCAACCUUCACAUAAGCGCCAGGGUCGUCGACGAGUGCGCCGGCUGCGACAACGAGGUCGGCGCGUCGAUGCAUAUCUGGAAGAACUUCAAUCUUGACCCCAGUGUCGGGCAGGUGGACAUCAAAUGGUCCGACGUGCCGGACGAAGCCUAA
This is a messenger RNA of Triticum dicoccoides, 447 nucleotides long. RefSeq names its product putative ripening-related protein 7. The transcript has a single exon. The record is from RefSeq and is a predicted model, not a curated record. The coding region runs from base 7 to 447 and encodes 146 amino acids. Lineage: Eukaryota; Viridiplantae; Streptophyta; Magnoliopsida; Poales; Poaceae.